Messenger RNA from Monascus purpureus, 927 nucleotides. The record is from the annotation of a GenBank genome assembly. Lineage: Eukaryota; Fungi; Ascomycota; Eurotiomycetes; Eurotiales; Aspergillaceae.
AUGGCAGAAGACCAGGAAUCGUCUCCAGCAGCAGGCUUGCGCAUCCCAAAAGCAUGCGAGGCCUGUCGAACUCGCAAGGUCAAAUGCAAUGGCGCCAAUCCAUGCAAGACAUGCCAGCAGAGGAACUUGCCAUGCGUCUAUCGCAACUUCGCUCGACAGCGUCGUAAAAAGCAGCAAGAGAGGCGCUUGGCAGACAACCUGACGCUUCCCGAUGUGAGCACUGCACCCGAAUAUGACGCUCGUUCUGGACGGCCGAAGAACUCGGUCAUGUAUGACUUCCACAACAGUGUCUCGGCCACCCAUAUGACAUCCCCUUCAUGUAAAGUGCAGUUAUACUAUGGGCCGACUUCACAUUUCUCUCUAAUGCAGCACAUAUACCGAGAUCUGGUCUCGGCACCACAAGCGGCCCAAUCCUUACCCCAGGGUGAGGUUGAGGAAGCGGGUGCCGGCUUGGAUCUGUUUAGUUUCCGUCGUAUCUUCUUUGGAUCCCCGGCUGAAACCCACGAUUCGACUAGGGCUCUAUCUGCAGCAGAUGCCGCAACGCUGUUCUUGCCGUAUGAUAUAGCCAAGACAUUUCUACAGCGCUAUCUGUCAUCGAUCUAUCAUCUGACCAAGUUUAAGUCAAGGGAGGCCUUUGAACGGCAGCUAGACCAGCUAUAUACUGCAAAUGUUAAUGCGCAUGCUGGCACCAAUGUGGAUCGGCUUUUAGUCUUACUUUCCUUGGCCUGUGGCGCUCUAGGGACGGAGCACCAUGGCUGGGGUGAAUUACUGUUCGAGCGGGUCAAAGCGUCAUCCAAAGACCUCGAUGAUGUAGUAAACCUCCAAACUGUGCAACUCUCAUUGCUCAUGAUAAGUUUCUUCUCCCCAGUUCUAGUGUGGUCGAGCACUGACGGAAUCUGUGUUGUAGCACGCUCAUUACCAGUCUGA